AUGAUAGUUAUUUUCUCAGAUUGUGCAUUACAAUGUACACCAGAUAUAUGUGGUGAUCAUGGUGAUUGUGAAAUAAUUAAUGGGACACAUAUCGUAUGCUCAUGCCGUGAUUAUUAUGAUGGAAUAAAUUGUGAAAUUUUUAAACCAAUUGAACAUGCGGCAAAAUUUGAUGGAAAAGCAUUUAUUGUAUUUUCCAUUGAUGAUUUUCCACAUUUAACUUCGGAACAUGAAGAAAAUUUAAGUUUACGAUUCAAAACAUCCGCAUCAUCUGGGUUAAUUUUUUGGCAAGGUCAAUCAUUCGAUGUACCAUUAAAGGGCGAUGAUUAUAUGUCGAUUGGUUUAAGUGAUGGUCAUUUGGUCUUCUCAUAUGAGCUUGGUGGUGGUGCAUCACAAUUAAUUAGUACUGAAGUGGUAAAUGAUGAUAAUGAGCAUCAAUUGCAAAUUUGGCGCAAAGGUCGUGAUGGAAAAAUGAUUAUCGAUGAUGGUGCACCAAUUACAGGCUCAUCAUUUGGCAUUGUUGCUAUGCUUAAUGUUGAUAGCGAUAUUUAUAUAGGUUAA
Messenger RNA from Loa loa (African eye worm), 558 nucleotides. RefSeq names its product UNC-52/Perlecan. The record is from RefSeq and is a predicted model, not a curated record. The transcript is spliced from 4 exons. NCBI's taxonomy places the organism in Eukaryota, Metazoa, Nematoda, Chromadorea, Rhabditida, Onchocercidae. The coding region runs from base 1 to 558 and encodes 185 amino acids.